Solanum pennellii is the source of this 786-nucleotide messenger RNA. RefSeq lists its product as uncharacterized. The record is from RefSeq and is a predicted model, not a curated record. The transcript is spliced from 2 exons. Bases 1 to 786 code for a protein of 261 amino acids. NCBI's taxonomy places the organism in Eukaryota, Viridiplantae, Streptophyta, Magnoliopsida, Solanales, Solanaceae.
AUGAGACAUUCAGGAAUUUGGGUGAACGAAUUACAGUAUGAAAGUUACAAAAUCGACGGAAUCGUUGCUGGAGAUUCAAUUUCGUUUUCUAAUCUCAAAGCAGCAAUUGCAGCCGAGUUGGAUAUUGAUGUAUCAUGGAAAGAUAUUGAAAUUCGUUACAUUGUAGAAGGUAACUCCUGUCCGAUGAAGGUUAAGAACGAUAUGAGUGUUAGACUAUAUUUAGAAUUGAAAAAAAAUGAGCCAGGAUUUUCAAUGUAUCCAUUAUGUAUUGACACAAUUGAAAAGAUUGGUGGUACUGUACAUAACUUUGAUGGAACAUGUGGAGAAAUUACAUGUGUAGAAGGCACAACACAUGAUACAGAGGCUUUGGCAAUGGUUGAAUCUAGUUUAUUUGAUUCGUAUGAAAAUCCAGAAUUUGGAGUUACAAAUGUUAUAAUCAAUUCAGAUAGUCUAGAUGUGAAGACAGGUCAGAUAUAUAAGGAUAAAGCAACACUUGUAGAUGUGAUGACGAAAUAUAAGAUAAAGAACAACUUCAAUUGCAAAGUAAAGAGAUCUGAUCAACAAAGCUAUGUGUUGGUAUGUUUUUCAGACAAAUGUGGUUGGACUAUGAAGGCGUCCUGCAGGAAAAAAUCUGAUGUUUUCAUUGUUAAAAUUUUCAAUAGUGAACAUACGUGUCCGAUGAGGGAGAGGGUAUUAACCAAGGUCCAAGCAACAGUUGGAUUUGUAAGUGGAGUUACUGCUAAAAAUUGGUCAAUCAUAAACGAAUUUAUACUCCGAAAGAUAUAA